Funneliformis caledonium is the source of this 381-nucleotide messenger RNA. Lineage: Eukaryota; Fungi; Glomeromycota; Glomeromycetes; Glomerales; Glomeraceae. The record is from the annotation of a GenBank genome assembly.
AUGCCAGAAGCAAAAUUAUGUCAUCUUCCUUUAGGUUUUAAUACUUUGCAUAAACUAAAUCCAUUUUAUGAUUUUGAUAUAGCUAAUUGUUCUAUUUUUUCAUCUAUUAAUACAGGUCUAAUUGUGGUUUUAGCUUGUAGUCAUACAUAUCAUAAAAUUUGUUAUAAUAAUAGUAGAUUUAAAUGUUUAUAUUGUCUCUCAUAUUUACAAGAAGAUGUUAAUGUACAUGUCCAAUCUUUGCUGACACGAUUGCAACAAUUCAAUGAAAUACAAGUUGAAAAGGAUGAUAAUAAUAUUCCUUAUGAUAAUGAUGAUAAGAAUGAAUCAGUGGAAUGUAUGACAUUUAUAUUAGAAGAAAAUUUCAAUCACAAUAAUAUUUAA